Messenger RNA from Solanum pennellii, 805 nucleotides. RefSeq lists its product as uncharacterized. NCBI's taxonomy places the organism in Eukaryota, Viridiplantae, Streptophyta, Magnoliopsida, Solanales, Solanaceae. The transcript is spliced from 3 exons. Gene Ontology annotation, molecular function: zinc ion binding; DNA binding. Gene Ontology annotation, cellular component: nucleus. Bases 71 to 616 code for a protein of 181 amino acids. Gene Ontology annotation, biological process: positive regulation of DNA-templated transcription; chloroplast organization. The record is from RefSeq and is a predicted model, not a curated record.
CAAGCAAAAUUCUCAUAUAAAGGUGUGUAGCUUCAAAGUAAUUAAUUAAGCCUCAAAUUCAUACAAUAUAAUGGGGCUGAGAGCUAUUCCCUUUUCACCUUGUCAAAAUUAUUAUUUGAGUGGUUCAGAAUAUUUGCCCAAAUACAGUAUUGUUGGUAGCAGUAGAACUUGCUCAUCAAAACUAGUACUAACAAUUUCAGCAAAGGCUAAAAAAGAGGACACACAAGAAGAAGAAGAACCGAAAAACAAGAGGAAACAAUCGUUGUUUUCAAGUGUCACUGAAGCUCUUGAUUUUUCCCAAGUUAGAUCUGCAAAGGAUGCUGAGCUUCUUGAUGAAGCAAGAGAAAAAACUCAAUCUGGAGAGAAAAUGUCUAGAGAACAGUAUGGAGCUCUUAGAAGGAAGAUUGGUGGGACAUACAAAGAUUUCUUCAAGUCCUAUGUUGAAGUGGAUGGACAAUAUGUGGAGGAGGGAUGGGUAGACAAAACGUGCAAGGUUUGCAAGAAAGAUACAAGUGGAGAAGCAAGACAAGUUGACAAAUUGGGACGAUAUGCGCACGUAGCUUGUCUACAAAAAUCCAACCCUGGAAAUUUCUUCACCAAGCUCUUCUCAAGAUGAAUUUUAUAGUAUAUAUCCUCCUCAUAUGUAUGAAUGAACUCAACAGAACAUAAUAGCCUUGGCCAUUUUGUGUUUUUUUUUUUUCUUGACUCAAUCAUGAAUGUCAUCAAUUGGUGUUAGCUUCUUGAAUAGAGUUAUUCAAGUAUAUUUGUUUAUUCAGAGGCGAAUAUAGCUAUGAUUUUUUAACUU